GAGGAGGAGCAGCGCGUGGAGCCGAGCGCGUAACUUCUCUGCAAACACCAACAAAAACACCCACACCAACAACACUGCUGCUGCUGCUGGACUUUCUCUCGGAUUUUUCUUCUUGUGACAAAUGGACUUUAUCACCAACAUGUACGCAGCAGCUGUGCUACUGAUGCUGGCCGUCAGGAUCUCCGCAGACAGCAUGGAGGGACCAACAGCCGGCUGCACGUUCGACGAGGACUUGGACCCCGGUCUUUGUGAGUACCGUCAGGGUCAGGACGACGACUUUGACUGGCAGCUGAUCCGGACCUCCAACUGGCCCCACCCCACCCCCGACCUGCUGCGAGGCUCCUUCAUGAUGGUGAACUCCUCGCAGCAUUUCGGCGGUCAGCGCGCUCAGCUUCUCUUGCUCCCGCUCAGCGAGAACGACACGCACUGCAUCCAGUUCAGCUACUUCCUGUACAGCCGCGACGGCCACAGCCCCGGAGACCUCAUGUUCAUCCGGGUCAACGGGGGCCCCAAGGGCAGCGCCGUGUGGAAUAUCUCCGGCUCCCAGGGACACCAGUGGCACCAGGUGGAGCUCGCCGUCAGCACCUUCUGGCCCAGUGAAUACCAGGUCAUCUUCGAAGCGACCGUCUCCGAGGAGCGGCAGGGCUACAUCGCCUUGGACGACAUCGUGCUGCUCAAUUACCCCUGUUACAAGGUGCCUCAUUUCUCUCGGCUGGGUGACGUGGAGGUGAACGCCGGGCAGAAUGCCUCGUUCCAGUGUGUCGCCACGGGCAAAGUCUCUGAGACUGAGCCCUUCUUGCUGGAGCGGAGGAACAGCGUGGUGAUGGACACGUCCUUCCUGUCUCGACUCAGCCACAAGAGGCUGAUGGCCACUUUCCAUGUGGAGGCUCAGCGAGGCGAGCAGGAUCUCUACCGCUGCAUCACGCUGUCCCCCCGGGGGGCCGCCGUAUCCAACUUUGGAGAGCUCAUCGUCAGAGUGCCCCCCACACCGAUAGCCCCUCCCCAGCUCCUGAGGGCCGGCCCCACCUACCUGAUCAUCCAGCUCAACACCAACUCCAUCGUGGGGGACGGGCCCGUCAUCCGGAGGGAGAUCCAGUACCGGGCCAGCCAGUCCACCUGGACGGAGACUCACGGUGUGGGAUCGCUAACGUAUAAGAUCUGGCACCUUGAGCCGGACACAGAGUACCGGAUCAGUGUCCUGCUCACCAGGCCCGGGGAGGGGGGCACAGGAGCUCCAGGGCCCCCCCUCACCAGCAGGACCAAGUGUGCAGAGCCGAUGCGUGCCUUGCGGGGUCUGACGGCUGCAGAGAUCCAGCCCCGGCAGCUGGCCCUGCAGUGGGAGCCGCUGGGCUACAACCUCACCCGCUGCCACACCUACACCCUGUCGCUGUGCUACCGCUACUCCAUGCCCACAGGGGGCAGCGGGGGCAACAACGCCACGGUCAGAGAGUGCCUGUCUGUGGAGCGCAACACGUCCCACUUCACCCUCAGAGACCUGCCGCCGUUCCGCUCCGUCCACGUCCGGCUGGCGCUCGCCAACCCAGAGGGCAAGAAGGAGAGCCGGGAGGUCACCUUCCAGACGGAGGAGGACAUUCCUGGAGGCAUCGCUCCAGAGUCGCUGACCUUCACCCCGCUCGAUGACAUGAUCUUCCUCAAGUGGGAGGAGCCUAUAGAGCCCAACGGCCUCAUCACGCAGUACGAGAUCAGCUACCAGAGUAUCGAGUCUUCAGACCCGGGUAUCAACGUGCCGGGGCCUCGCCGUACGGUGUCCAAACUGCGUAACGAGACCUACCACAUGUUCUCCGGUCUGCAUCCCGGGACCACCUACCUGGUCUCGGUCCGAGCCCGCACCGCCAAGGGGUUCGGACAGACGGCGCUCACAGAGAUCACCACCAACAUCUCCGCGCCGGUGUUUGACUAUGAAGACAUCCCCUCUCCACUGAGCGAGUCUGAGAGCACCAUCACUGUGCUGCUGCGCCCGGCGCUGGCCAGAGGAGCUCCGGUCAGUGCGUACCAGGUGGUGGUGGUGGAGGAGGAUGGGUCCCGGCAGGUGAGGCGGAGGGAGCUGGGCGGAGUCGACUGCUUCCCCACUCCGAACUCCCACAGCGAGGCGCAGGCUAAAGGCUCCCCGCACUACUUCACCGCUGAACUGGCCCCCAGCUCCCUGCCCGAGGCCACGCCCUUCACCGUGGGCGACAACCACACCUACAACGGCUUCUGGAACAGCCCGCUGGACCCCACCAAGAACUACCUCAUCUUCUUCCAGGCCACCAGCAACUUCAGAGGGGAGACCAGGAUCAACUGCAUCCGGAUUGCUCGCAAAGCUGCCUGUAAGGACUCCAAGCGAGCGCUGGAGGUUUCCCAGCAUGCCGAGGACAUGGGUCUGAUCCUGGGUGCCUGUGCCGGGGGCCUAGUGGUCCUCAUCCUGCUGCUGGGCGCCAUCGUCAUCAUCGUGAAGAAGGGAAGGGACUUCUAUCCUUACCCUUACUACCCGAAGAAGGUGGCCAUCAACAAGGCGGCCAUGUCCUACAGGCAGGAGAAGAGUCGGAAGCUGAGCUCGUUGGACUGCAGCAUGACGGAACAGAGCACGCUGCAGCAGGACGAGAGGAUGGCCAACUCCUUCAUGGACGCCCACGGGUGCAACACUCGCAACGAGCAGCGCAGCUCCGUGAACGAGUCGAGCAGUCUGCUGGGAGGCUCUCCGCAGCGCCACAGUCGCAGGAAGAGUUCUCCCUAUCACACGGGUCAGCUGCACCCUGCUGUGAGGGUGGCCGACCUGCUGCAGCACAUCAACCAGAUGAAGACGGCCGAGGGGUACGGCUUCAAACAGGAGUACGAGAGUUUUUUUGAUGGCUGGGAUGUCACGAAAAAGAAGGACAAGACCAAAGGAAGGCAUGAUAGCUUGCUUAGCCACGAUCGCCAUCGAGUCAAGCUCCACUCGCUGCUUGCAGACCCGAGCUCCGACUAUGUCAACGCCAACUACAUCGACAUUCGGAUAAACAGGGAAGGCUACCAGCGAUCCAAUCACUUCAUCGCAACUCAAGGCCCAAAGCAGGAGAUGAUCUACGACUUCUGGCGGAUGGUCUGGCAGGAGAACUGCUUCAGUAUUGUCAUGAUCACCAAGCUGGUGGAGGUGGGCAGGAUGAAGUGCUGUAAGUACUGGCCGGACGACACGGAGCUGUACGGAGACAUCAAGAUCACGCUGCUGAAGACGGAGACGCUGGCCGAGUACACGGUGCGCACCUUCGCCAUGGAGAGGAGAGGAUACCCGGCCAAACACGAGGUGUGUCAGUUCCACUUCACGUCGUGGCCGGAGCACGGCGUCCCGUAUCACGCCACCGGCCUGCUCGCCUUCCUGCGCCGCGUCAAAGCCUCCACCCCUCCUGACGGGGGGCCGGUGGUGGUGCACUGCAGCAUGGGGGCGGGCCGGACCGGCUGCUACAUCGUGCUGGACGUCAUGCUGGAUAUGGCCGAGUGUGAGGGGGUGGUGGACAUCUACAACUGCGUGAAGACCCUCUGCUCCCGACGCAUCAACAUGAUCCAGACCGAGGAGCAGUACGUGUUCAUCCACGAUGCCAUCCUGGAGGCUUGUUUGUGCGGAGAGACCGCCAUCCCUGUCAACGAGUUCGCCCCGACGUAUAAAGAGAUGCUGAAGGUCGACACGCAGAGCAACACCUCGCCCAUCAGAGAGGAGUUUCAGACCCUGAACUCGGUGACCCCUCACCUGGACGUGGAGGAGUGCAGCAUCUCUCUGAUGCCGAGGAACCGGGAGAAGAACCGCAGCAUGGACGUCCUCCCGCCGGACCGCUCGCUGGCCUUCCUGGUCACCACGGAGGGCGAGAGCAGCAACUACAUCAACGCGGCGCUGGCCGACAGCUUCCUGCGACCCGCCGCCUUCGUGGUGACGCCGCACCCGCUGCCCGGCACCACCACCGACUUCUGGAGGCUUCUGUACGACUACGGCUGCACCUCGGUGGUGAUGCUCAACCAGCUCAACCAGUCCAACUCCGCCUGGCCCUGUCUGCAGUACUGGCCUGAGCCCGGCUUGCAGCAGUUCGGUCCGAUGACGGUGGAGCUGCUGUCCAGAACCGCAGACGACGACGUGAUCAUCCGACUCUUCCGGGUCCAGAACAUCACCAGGCUGCAGGAGGGCCAGCUGCUGGUGCGUCACUUCCAGUUCCUGCGCUGGUCUCCGUACCGUGACAUUCCCGACUCCAAGAAGGCCUUCCUCAGCCUGCUGGCUCAGGUGCACAACUGGCAGAUGGAGUGUGAGGACGGGAGGACCAUCGUACACUGCCUGAACGGCGGCGGUCGCAGCGGGACGUUCUGCGCCUGCACGAUGCUGCUCGAUAUGAUCCGUCACCACAGCAUGGUGGACGUCUUCUUCUCCGCCAAAACGCUGAGGAACUCCAAGCCCAACAUGGUGGAGACGAUGGAGCAGUACCGGUUCUGCUACGAGCUGGCCCAGGAGUACCUGGACUGCCUGGAAGUCAGAUAGCGACGCUCCCCCCCCCCCCCCGCUCCUCCUCCAGGAGAAGACCUGCUCCUCCACGCCUGGAUGAAACGCUGUCCACCAUAAAGACUGACAGAGAAAAACCUCGAUGGACAUCUUGUAUCAUACUUCUGAGUGACACCCUUUCUGCUGACCCCGUCCGUCCUCCUGUCGCCGCUUCACAUCCAUCUCAGAACCAGAGACUCUGAGCGGGGGUCAUUUUCUACACGAGGACCACGUCAGGAUUCAAAGUGCUCAGCUGUUUCCUGCCUUACUGCGAACAAACACUGAAGGAAAACACAGUUACUGCUGUUUGUGUUUGUUUGUAACACUGGUGCAAUCUGUCGUACUGUACUAUAUUUGACUUUGUGGUGGGCGGGGCUGAAGGUGAACCGAGGGUGUGAUCUGACGGACAUUUCUGUACAGUAGAGUUGUCUUGGACCUAAUCUCUUCUUUAUUUAUUUAUUUUCCGUGUAUAUAGAUGUUUUCUUUCCUCCCGUCCCCCGGGUGUUUCUAGAUGUUCUCGACGUGUUCUCAAUGUGCCAGUCCAUCCUCUCCGUGUCUUCGGCUUCUGCAUGCCCAGUCUUUGUGUUUCAUGGCAGUGUGUGAGAGUCUGCUUCAGGAGCUGCGUAAGAAAUAACCGCGUGUUGCUUUGGGCGUACGGCGGACAUCUGUCGCUUUCUAAAUUUGUAUUUAUUCAAUGUGUUUUAUUUUCUAAAUAGUGUAUAAAAACAGGAAAGUAAAUAAAAUAUGUUGUUGCUUAACA
Molecule: messenger RNA, 5258 nt
Organism: Eleginops maclovinus (Patagonian blennie)
Lineage: Eukaryota; Metazoa; Chordata; Actinopteri; Perciformes; Eleginopidae
Gene: ptprua
Product: protein tyrosine phosphatase receptor type Ua
Biological process (GO): protein dephosphorylation
Cellular component (GO): membrane
Molecular function (GO): protein binding; protein tyrosine phosphatase activity
Source: RefSeq, a predicted model, not a curated record